GUGGGCCAGCGAGCAGUGGGCGAAAGUGCCGGUAUAUAUGCCGCUGAUUGGUACGAUGCAAUCUCAGUGUGCACUCCCGAAGGCUACCAUGAGCACUUCGCAGAUUCUCGUGCUCCUCGCCCUUGUGGCGACGGUGGCUUUGGCCACUGAAAUCAAGAAGGCCGACAGCAAAGAGAAGGCCGUCGACUCAAAGGAUACCAAGAGCAAGCGCGGCCUGGAAUUGAGUCUGGGUCAUGACGGUGGUUUUGGCGGCGGUUUGGGUGGACACGAUUUUGGCGGCUUCGGCGGCGGUGACGGAGGAUUUGGCGGUGGUUUCGGCGGAGGGGGCGGAGGCGGCGGAGGUGACGGUGGACGAAUCUCCGGCAUCACGAUUCAUCGCGAAGUCUCGGUACCGGUUCCGGUACCCUACACCGUCGAGAAGAGCGUACCGGUGCCCGUACAUGUGCCGGUGAAGAUCCCGGUAGACAAUCCGGUACCGUAUCACGUUCCGAAACCUUACCCGGUUCCAGUGGAGAAAACCGUGGCAGUCCCUGUCGAAAAACCCGUUCCGGUACCUUACAAGGUACCCGUUAAAGUGCCCGUCAAGGUGCCUGUUCCCUAUAGCGUUCCCUAUAAAGUACCGUACCCCGUGCACAAGGAAGUGCCGUAUCCCGUCAAAGUUCCGGUCGUCGUCAAGGAAUCGUACCCGGUUCUGGUACACGAAGGCGGUCACGGAGGCGGUUUCGGCGGUGGUAGUUUCGAAGGCGGAUAUGGUGGCGGAUAUGGUGGCGGACAUGAAAUCAGUCUGCACCAUUGACGAUGAUCUGAUGUCAAUUAAUACUAACGAUGCUCUUGUAUAUAAUAAUUGCGGUUCUUUUUUUUACACACGUGCUGUCUUAGCAGAAUAAAUAUUAAAUUAUUAAUA
Messenger RNA from Camponotus floridanus (Florida carpenter ant), 904 nucleotides. Its product is annotated as tetra-peptide repeat homeobox protein 1. The coding region runs from base 38 to 796 and encodes 252 amino acids. NCBI's taxonomy places the organism in Eukaryota, Metazoa, Arthropoda, Insecta, Hymenoptera, Formicidae. The transcript has 2 exons. The record is from RefSeq and is a predicted model, not a curated record.